AUUUCCUCACACUGAAACCACCACAACUGCCUGUGAGUCCACUGAUUGGUACUCCUCUUCCUCUGCUGCUUGUGCCUGCACCUUUUGCGUUUGUUUUCUCUGCCUUCCACAACAACCACCACCGCCUCUCUCACAACAACAAGCAUUCACCGCACCAACCAUUGAAAGCCAAACAGCCUGCGAUCAAACCACAUCAGAGCCACCGUUUUUUUUUUCUCUCUCUCUCCAACAAACGAACCAACCAAGAUGAGCAACGAGGGCAAAGCCGACAUCGCCUUGAUUGGCCUGGCUGUCAUGGGCCAGAACUUCAUCCUCAACAUGAACGACCACGGCUUUGUGGUGACUGCGUACAACCGCACCGUUGAGAAGGUGGACCGCUUCAUGGCAAACGAAGCCAAGGGCACGAACGUGAUCGGCGCCCGCUCGAUUGAGGAGAUGGUCAAGUCGCUCAAGCGCCCGCGCCGCGUGAUGAUGCUCGUCAAGGCCGGGCCCGUCGUCGACACCUUCAUCGACCAGAUUGUCCCGCACCUUGAGAAGGGCGACAUCAUCAUUGAUGGCGGCAACUCCGAGUACGCGGACACGACGCGCCGCACCAAGACCCUCAAGGAGAAGGGCAUCCUCUUCAUCGGCACUGGCAUCUCUGGUGGCGAGGAGGGCGCCCGCUACGGCCCAUCUCUCAUGCCUGGCGGCAACCCAGAGGCCUGGCCACAUGUGAAGGAGAUUUUCCAGAAGUGCGCUGCGCAGGUUGACGGGGAGCCGUGCUGCGACUGGGUUGGCGACGAGGGCGCCGGCCACUACGUGAAGAUGGUGCACAACGGCAUCGAGUACGGUGACAUGCAGCUCUGCUGCGAGGCCUACCACCUCAUGAAGGAGUGCCUUGGCAUGUCGUGCAAGGAGAUGAGCUCUGUGUUUGCGGAGUGGAACAAGGGCGAGCUCGACUCGUUCCUGAUUGAGAUCACGCGCGACAUCCUCGCCUUUGAGGAGGACGGCGAGCCCCUGCUGGAGAAGAUCAUGGACAAGGCUGGCCAGAAGGGCACGGGCAAGUGGACCGCCAUCAGCGCCCUGGACAUGGGCAUGCCUGUCACGCUCAUUGGCGAGUCUGUGUUUGCGCGCUGCCUCAGCGCCAUCAAGGACGAGCGCGUGGCUGCGAGCAAGCGGCUGCCGGGCCCGCCCACCUCCAAGUACGACGGCGACAAGAAGGCCUUUGUGGAGGACAUUCGCCAGGCGCUGUAUGCGUCGAAGAUUGUGUCGUACGCGCAGGGGUUCAUGCUCAUGCGGCAGGCUGCCACGGAGUACGGCUGGAAGCUCAACUUCCCCGCCAUUGCCCUCAUGUGGCGCGGCGGCUGCAUCAUCCGCAGCGUGUUCCUUGGCAACAUCCGUGACGCCUUCAAGAAGAACCCUGAGCUGACCAACCUGCUGAUGGACGACUUCUUUGCCAACGCCAUCACCAAGUGCCAGGCUGCCUGGCGCCGCGUGGUUGCUGCAGGCGUCACCCUGGGCGUGCCCACCCCCGCCUUCUCCACUGCGCUCGCCUUCUACGACGGCUACCGCUCCGAGCGCCUGCCUGCCAACCUCAUCCAGGCCCAGCGCGACUUCUUCGGUGCACACACGUACGAGCGCCUGGACAACCCGGGCAAGUUUGUGCACACCAACUGGACCGGCCGCGGCGGCAACGUGUCCUCCUCCACAUACAACGCCUAAACCCAGCCCCCCACCUACCCACAGGUGCACGCAUGCCCCGCGUACGCUGGCUUCAACUCCAAUCUCUCCUUUUGCCCUCCUUCCUCCCCCCUACCCUUUCUUGCCACUUUCACCGCCACCACCCGUGUUGUCCCAGUCGCCGCCCUGCGCCACCGCUGGGGAUUGUGAUGGUGCCUGUGGCGUUCCUGUGGUGUUGUACGCUGGUGGUGUUUUGUUUCCUCUCCUGUGCGCCGUUCUUGUUGCGUGUCUUGCUUGUUCGGCCUCCGCCUUGCUUGUUGCUUGCUGCAAUAGCGCAAGAGCAGUGAUGCAACCACACAUGUGCCGUGCUUGUUGCCUUUGCCUUUUGGUGUCAUGGCUUUCUUGCUUGUGGUGCCCUCUCGUUUUCUGCAGGCACCACAUGCGCACGACCUGUUUGUGUGAUGCUGCGCUUGUUGGGUGGCCUGCGUUUCUUCUUCUUGUUCCAUCUUCUCCAUCUUAACCAACUCCCGCACAUGAAUACAUUCAUUCACGCCAA
Salpingoeca rosetta is the source of this 2215-nucleotide messenger RNA. RefSeq names its product 6-phosphogluconate dehydrogenase. Gene Ontology annotation, molecular function: NADP binding; phosphogluconate dehydrogenase (decarboxylating) activity. The transcript has 10 exons. The coding region runs from base 247 to 1701 and encodes 484 amino acids. Gene Ontology annotation, cellular component: cytosol. Gene Ontology annotation, biological process: pentose-phosphate shunt; pentose-phosphate shunt, oxidative branch. The record is from RefSeq and is a predicted model, not a curated record. Lineage: Eukaryota; Choanoflagellata; Craspedida; Salpingoecidae.